AGGACUUUUAGUCUGUUGCUGUAUUUUGCAGAUAGAAGGACGGAGGUCCACAGAUGACAGGUCCAAAAGUCACACUGCGGUUGGGUCAUCUGGCACCUGGGCUCCUGCUCCUUGUGGACUCCAGCGCUUGCCCUCCAGGGACACUCCUUGCCCAGACCGGCCCCUUCUGUCCUGGAGGGAGGGGAGAGUGAGGCUUGGUGGGGGCCUGUGGCCAGGGCGACGGAGCUACCCUGUCCCCGACUCCUAGGACCGCCCCCCCCAGCUCUUAUUAGGGGAUGCCCUGCGGCAUCUCCUGCAGUUACGAGUUAUGGCCGCUGGGUGUCGCUACACAGCAAAAAAACCCUCAGGCCGCCGGAGAACAGGACCUAAUGGGAGCUCUGAUGGGACAGCGCCUCCAGACCCUGAUCCCCGACCUCUGAAUUCCUGCCCAGGUCUUUGGUCCGCUACAGACUACCUGCCAGGUGCUGGAUCCACGCUCUCGCUAGAUCUGCCAGCAGCGCUGUGAGGUGGGUGCAGUCACAUCCCUUGUGAAGAAGGGGAUAUGGGGGCGUGAAGAGGAUAAGUACUUCAUCAGAGGUGACAGGUGAGAUUUGAACCACACUCUUACCUGGUGCAGCUUCUUGGCCCCACAGUAAUGGUACCCAGUUCACAGAGUGGUUUGGGGGAUUAUACGAUGCACUGUGUGUUAAAGGGCUUGGCACAGAUCUAGCUGCAGCGGAACGUAAUAAGCAUUGAUUGACCCAGAGGCAAAAGAGCGGGAUACAGAUCCACCCACGUUUGAAUCUGAACACGGCUAUUUUCUUAAUGCGAGAUCUCUGGAGUCAAGUCGCUUUGCUUGUCUAAGCCUCUUGUUCCCCUGGCGAAAAUGGGGAUAAUCAUAGCUACCUGAAGAGCUGCUCAGUGGAUGGAGGUAGAGGAUGUAGUGUCUGCCGAGAAGUGGGUACUUAAUGGGACUGAGUGUUCGGGAUUAUCUUUUAUUUUAUGUCAUGUAGGCGGCAACUCUUCCCGGGCCUGUGGAGGAGGCCGGAGGUCAGGGCUGGAGCCCUGGGGUGGGGCCUUGCACAGGCAGCUCCUGGCCCUCCCCUCCUGGCCAGGUCAGCCCCUCAGUGGGCCCUGGCCCUAGAAGGGCUCAGAAGCCUGGGGACGCUGUUGCUAGGCGCCAGUUGCUAGGUUACAUACACACUGUUUCUCCUACAUGGCCACCUCCAGGACUGGCUUCUCUGGAGCAGCUCUGACUCCUGAAGCCUCUCCCUGACCUCAGAGCCUCUGCAGAGGAAAGGCCCCCCGGGGUCCUGCCCCACGGCAUCAUGAUGGGGAAACUCCCCCUAGGGGUCGUCUCCCCUUAUGUGAAGAUGAGUUCGGGGGGCUCCACAGACCCCCUGAAAUUCUAUGCCACCAGCUACUGCACAGCCUAUGGUCGGGAGGAUUUCAAGCCCCGAGUAAGCAGUCACACAGGCACCGGCUACAAAUCAAAUUUCCAGCCCGUGGUUUCAAGCCAAGCCAGUCUGGAGGCCUUAGACAACCCUGCCAUGGGGGAACAAGCCCGGGACCAUUUCCAGUCCAUGAGCAGCCAGAGUUACCGCCCCCUGGAGGUGCUGGAUGGCAAGCAGCCCCUGCCCUGGAGCAUGCACCAGACCAGCUCAGGCUACGGGCGGGAGCAGCCCUGUGCCGGCCCCCCGACCAAGGAGGUCCGGAAGGUCCAUUUCGACACCCAGGAGCAUGGGCCUCAGGCCAUCACAGGGCUGGAACCCAGGGAAGUGCCCCUCCUCCACCAGCAGCAGGGCCAGGACUCCCUGGCUCGGGAGAACUUCCGAUAUGGCCCGCGCUUCAUGACUUCGGAGUACAAUUCCAAGUAUCUGAGGGAGCCUCCAGACCAGCCAGAUCUGUUGCAGAAGAAAUCAAUCGGUGCCAAGGAGGGGAGCGGCUUCACCAAAGAGUUGCACCAGAGCCCCGUAGUCUUCCAGCCCCCCUCACAGGCCCUCCCUGGGGACCCGGCCCUACUCCCAGGCCAGAGUGUCACCAAGUCAAGCUUCCUCCCCAAGACUCACCUGCAUGGAGAUGAGUUUCUACCUGUUCUGGCCAGAGGCUCCGGCCGGGAAACAGCCUUCAGCCGAGGGAAUGAAAGGGUUCUGAACCCUAGAGUGCCCCCUUCCCACCCAGAACCCAGCAACCUGAGUCAUCAGCAGUUUCAGCCACCCCAUCGGAUGCAACAGACAAACGUUGCCCUGCUUGGCCGGGAGACUGUGGGGAAAAAGGAGCCCACAGGGUUCAGCCUUAACAACCCAAGCUAUGUCCGGAGCCCCCGUGAUCCUGACAGGGAUCAUCGAUUCCUGACCACCUACAACCAAGGGUACUUUGAGAACAUCCCCAAGGGUCUCGAUCGGGAAGGCUGGACUCGAGGUGGCAUCCGGCCCCAGACGUCAGGAGGCUAUGCCCUAAGCCAGCCGGUCAGCCGAAUGGAAGCCACCCCCAAGCCCACGGAGAGCCUGCGGCACCUGCACCCCCACGUGGGAAGAACCCUGGCCUCAGUCGACCCCUUCUACAGAGACACACCUCCCAGCAGCCGCUUCGUGGCACCCAGCUGAGCCCUGGGCCAUUGGUUUGUCAGCCCUAGGGGACAGAAGCCAGCCAGGCUACUGUCUGUACCCCCACUCCAUCCCCCACAGGGACCUCCCCCAGCUACCCUCCUAAUGAAAUAAAGAGCAUUGAAGCAGAGA
Sapajus apella (tufted capuchin) is the source of this 2717-nucleotide messenger RNA. It is a transcript of the gene SAXO4, whose product is annotated as protein phosphatase 1 regulatory subunit 32. The transcript is spliced from 14 exons. NCBI's taxonomy places the organism in Eukaryota, Metazoa, Chordata, Mammalia, Primates, Cebidae. Gene Ontology annotation, molecular function: phosphatase binding. The record is from RefSeq and is a predicted model, not a curated record. The coding region runs from base 1308 to 2585 and encodes 425 amino acids.